This is a messenger RNA of Dioszegia hungarica, 687 nucleotides long. Its product is annotated as putative mitochondrion protein. The coding region runs from base 1 to 687 and encodes 228 amino acids. Gene Ontology annotation, molecular function: acetylpyruvate hydrolase activity. The transcript has 7 exons. The record is from RefSeq and is a predicted model, not a curated record. Gene Ontology annotation, cellular component: mitochondrion. Lineage: Eukaryota; Fungi; Basidiomycota; Tremellomycetes; Tremellales; Bulleribasidiaceae.
AUGUCAAACUUCCUCCGUACGGGUCGCAAGAUCAUUGCGAUUGGUCGCAACUAUGCGGACCACGCUAAGGAGCUUGGAAACGCCAUCCCAAAAGAACCCUUCUUCUUCUUGAAACCUACCUCGUCGUUCAUCUCCCCUGGAGAAGGACCGGUCGAGAUCCCCAAGGGCGUUGUGAUGCACCACGAAGUGGAGCUUGGUGUGGUCAUUGGCAAGAACGGAAGGGAUAUCCCAAUCUCAGAAGCGGACUCGUACAUCGCUGGCUACACACUUGCGGUGGAUCUUACUGCUCGGAAUGUCCAGGAUGCUGUCAAGAAGAAGGGUCUCCCCUGGUCCGCUGCUAAGGGCUUUGAUACGUUCUGCCCUAUCGGCCCUUUCAUCCCCAAAGCAAAGAUUACCGACAUCGCUCAGGUCGGUCUUCAGUUCUCAAUCAACGGCGCUGUCAAGCAGAGCGGCACGGCAAAGGACAUGAUCUUUGACGUUCCCCACUUGAUCUCGUUUGUGUCAGGUAUCAUGAAGCUCGAGGAGGGUGACCUGAUCCUGACUGGUACCCCAGCCGGCGUGGGGGCUGUUGUUGCCGGCGACAAGUUCGAGGCCAAGAUGACAUAUCCAGGAAUCGACGGCGAGGUACUGGACCAGUACGAGUUUGAAGCCGUCGACCGAAAGGGGCUGUACGAGUUCAAGGGAUGA